This is a messenger RNA of Halteromyces radiatus, 517 nucleotides long. RefSeq lists its product as uncharacterized. The coding region runs from base 19 to 483 and encodes 154 amino acids. Lineage: Eukaryota; Fungi; Mucoromycota; Mucoromycetes; Mucorales; Cunninghamellaceae. The record is from RefSeq and is a predicted model, not a curated record. The transcript has a single exon.
UGAUACAUAAAAUUGUAUAUGAUGAUAAAACUAUUGGUUGUUUUUUAUUUUGCUAUAAUAAUUAACAUUACUUUUGCUCAGAAUGAUCAGUUCCAUAUAAAAAGCGUAGCUACUAACGAAUUUCUACAAGCACCUGUGGGACCUGAAGCACCGUUAACAUUAGGAAAUAGUAAUACUGCUGGUACAUGGACAAUUGACCCUCCACCUGAUCCUAAUAGGGUUGUAGUUUCUACAAUUUAUGAUCAACAAGCAGACCUUUACGCGAGUGUGAAUCAAGCAGCACAAGGCGAUGAAAUAAUUGCUGUUAGUGAUUCUUAUGAAUUCAAUAUAGCUCGAACACCAGAAGGGUCUUAUGUUAUCUUCCCAAUAGGCCCAGGCUUAUUUUGGGCCUCUAAUUCCACUAUUUCCCCCCAUAUCGAACUCAUCUUCGGAAAUGAUAUCAAGGGUAAUGACGGAUUCUUUGAUAUAAUACCUGUUGUUUAAAAUAAUGAUUUCUAAUAAACGCUCUGGAGUCUCU